Messenger RNA from Tilletiaria anomala UBC 951, 518 nucleotides. RefSeq names its product glycoside hydrolase family 31 protein. Bases 197 to 469 code for a protein of 90 amino acids. The record is from RefSeq and is a predicted model, not a curated record. NCBI's taxonomy places the organism in Eukaryota, Fungi, Basidiomycota, Exobasidiomycetes, Georgefischeriales, Tilletiariaceae. The transcript has a single exon.
UUGUGAUGAGCGCCCUACAGGCUGACGUUGAUACAUUGUAGCAGCGUCUCUCGGCUUUGACUGGCAGAGCCUCGCUUCCACCGGACCUUUCCCUGGGCCACUUGCCUUCCAACCUUUGCAUUCAAGCUUCGCUGCAAGAAACAAAACGAGAUUUAAAUGCUGUUUUAGCAGUUCCACGACCGCAACAUUCCUCUAAAUGACCGUCAUCAAUUAUAAUUCAUGGGCUUACCAAGGUGACUUUGGACUGGACAAAGGCAUGUGGCCCGAAGUAGCUGCGAUGAUUGAAAAGGUCAAGAACCUCAGUGGUGUAGAGACCAUGGCAUCGUUUUGGCCAAAUGUGGAAGAUGGUAGUGUCGAUUACGCCAAGAUGCAGGGAAAGGGCUAUUUGAGCGUUAUCAGUAGUGGCCCGGGCAUCACGGACUCUUCAAUAUGUGAUUUUCAAACCGAGGAAGUCCUCCAACAUUGCUGAAGGCUCUGGUUGAAACAUCUGUCUCCUGCUUACAGGUCGUACAUUCGCA